AUGGCGGGCGCGGCGGGGCCUGCCGCCGGCUCAGGGGUCGCCGGCGGAGAUGGAGACGAUUCGCUCUACCCCAUCGCGGUCUUAAUCGACGAGCUCCGCAAUGAGGACGUGCAGCUCCGUCUCAAUAGCAUUAAGAAAUUAUCGACAAUUGCUCUAGCACUUGGAGUAGAAAGGACACGAACUGAACUGCUGCCAUUCCUUACAGAUACAAUUUAUGAUGAAGAUGAGGUACUGUUAGCUCUUGCUGAGCAGCUGGGAAAUUUCACUGGCCUGGUGGGAGGUCCUGACUUUGCCCACUGUUUGUUGCCUCCUCUGGAAAGCCUGGCAACUGUGGAAGAGACUGUGGUUCGAGAUAAGGCUGUGGAGUCCCUGAGGCAGAUUUCGCAGGAGCACAUGCCAGUGGCUCUGGAGGCUCACUUCGUACCUCUGGUGAAGCGCUUAGCGAGUGGGGAUUGGUUCACCUCUCGCACAUCUGCAUGUGGUUUGUUCAGCGUUUGCUAUCCCAGGGCUUCCAUUGCUGUCAAAGGAGAAAUUAAACAGUACUUCCGUUCCUUGUGCUCAGAUGACACACCAAUGGUCCGACGUGCUGCUGCUUCCAAACUGGGUGAAUUUGCAAAAGUUUUGGAAUUAGACAGUGUGAAAAGUGAAAUCGUUCCUUUGUUCACUAAUCUAGCUUCAGAUGAACAGGACUCAGUGCGCCUGCUGGCUGUGGAGGCCUGUGUCAGUAUUGCCCAGUUACUGUCUCAGGAUGACAUUGAGGCUUUGGUGAUGCCUACACUUCGACAAGCCGCAGAAGAUAAAUCUUGGCGAGUUCGCUAUAUGGUAGCUGACAAAUUUUCAGAGCUCCAGAAAGCUGUGGGUCCCAAAAUCACCCUAAAUGACCUCAUCCCCGCCUUUCAGAACCUACUCAAAGACUGUGAAGCUGAAGUCCGAGCAGCAGCUGCCCAUAAAGUAAAAGAACUUUGUGAGAACUUGCCUAUAGAAGGUAGAGAGACCGUAAUUAUGAAUCAAAUUCUACCCUAUAUAAAGGAAUUAGUAUCUGAUACAAAUCAACAUGUCAAGUCAGCUCUAGCUUCUGUAAUUAUGGGGUUGGCUACCAUUUUGGGCAAAGAGAAUACCAUUGAACAUCUUCUACCUCUCUUUUUAGCUCAGUUAAAGGAUGAGUGUCCUGAAGUUCGUUUGAAUAUCAUCUCCAAUUUGGAUUGUGUAAAUGAAGUGAUUGGAAUCCGGCAGCUCUCUCAGUCACUCCUUCCUGCCAUAGUGGAGCUGGCUGAAGAUGCUAAAUGGAGGGUCCGGCUGGCCAUCAUCGAGUAUAUGCCACUGCUGGCCGGCCAGCUGGGUGUGGAAUUCUUUGAUGAAAAGCUGAAUUCUUUAUGUAUGGCCUGGCUUGUGGACCAUGUGUACGCCAUCCGGGAAGCUGCCACCAGUAACCUCAUGAAGCUAGUUCAGAAGUUCGGUACAGAGUGGGCCCAAAAUACCAUCGUUCCCAAAGUGUUAGUAAUGGCAAAUGAUCCUAAUUACUUGCAUAGAAUGACCACUUUAUUCUGCAUUAAUGCACUGUCUGAAGCCUGUGGUCAGGAAAUAACCACUAAGCAGAUGCUGCCUAUUGUAUUGAAAAUGGCAGGAGAUCAAGUAGCAAAUGUCCGUUUCAAUGUGGCCAAAUCUCUACAGAAAAUUGGACCAAUUCUGGAUACCGAUGCUUUGCAGGAGGAAGUUAAGCCGGUACUACAGAAGCUAGGCCAAGAUGAAGAUAUGGAUGUCAAGUAUUUUGCACAGGAAGCCAUAAGUGCGGUGGCCCAAAGGCUGAGGAAGCUAGAUUUUCCUGUGAAGGACAGUGAAGAGCCCAGUGCCCCCGGGGCUGACAAGAACCACUUCCCGAGACCCAGAGGGCCUGAAGAGGACACGGGGAAGGCACAAAGAGGCCGAGUGGCUGGAGUGGCUUCCGAGGAGGCAGUAGCGACAGCCCGGUUUAGGGGUCCAGGCGCAGCCAAGGGACCAGCAUAUCAGCUGCACGUAAACACUAGAGACACUCUUCCCCAGUUGGAAAUUGGAGAACUAGUGCUUUUUUCCCAAAGCAUAGACUAA
Rangifer tarandus platyrhynchus (Svalbard reindeer) is the source of this 2085-nucleotide messenger RNA. The record is from the annotation of a GenBank genome assembly. NCBI's taxonomy places the organism in Eukaryota, Metazoa, Chordata, Mammalia, Artiodactyla, Cervidae.